Messenger RNA from Sesamum indicum (sesame), 4292 nucleotides. RefSeq names its product P-loop containing nucleoside triphosphate hydrolases superfamily protein. The record is from RefSeq and is a predicted model, not a curated record. NCBI's taxonomy places the organism in Eukaryota, Viridiplantae, Streptophyta, Magnoliopsida, Lamiales, Pedaliaceae. Gene Ontology annotation, biological process: microtubule-based movement. Gene Ontology annotation, molecular function: microtubule motor activity; microtubule binding; ATP binding.
UCCUUUCUAUUAGAGUGGAAUAAUGGGCCCAGGAACAACAAUUGGGCCUGUAGUGGAGGCAGGCCCAAUUCUCAGUCCAAGAUACAGUACCGCCAGAAAACGUCUUUUCUUUUUCUAUUUUGAUAGUUAAACGGCUAUUUUUUUAAUUUUCGGUAAUUAAACGGCUAUAUAUUAUAUUCAUAUAUAUAUAGUUCAAAAAGGCAACAGAUCGGCCAAUAGAGAAUUGAAAGGCGGGAACGUUACCAAAACCCUUUUUUCUUCUUCUCCCCCCCCACCCCCCAACGCUCACACACACAAGCAAAGAGAAGAGAGCGAGAGAGGGAAUGGAGAGAAUACACGUCUCCGUGAGAGCGAGGCCUCUCUCCACCGAGGAUGCCAAGGCCAGUCCAUGGCGUAUUUCUGGAAAUUCUAUUUUCAUACCCAACCAACCCUCCAAAUUUGAAUUCGAUCAGAUUUUUGGGGAGGACUGUAAAACUCAAGAUGUAUACAGGGCUCGGACCAGAGAUAUUGUGGCUGCUGCAGUUCGUGGUUUCAAUGGCACUGUUUUUGCAUAUGGACAAACAAGUAGUGGAAAAACGCACACAAUGCGUGGAUCAAAGUCUGAGCUUGGAGUCAUCCCCCUUGCUGUCCAUGAUCUUUUUAACAUUAUACAACAGGAAAUGGAUCGUGAGUUUCUUUUACGCAUGUCAUAUAUGGAGAUUUACAAUGAGGAGAUAAAUGACCUGUUAGCCCCUGAGCAUAGAAAACUGCAGAUUCAUGAAAGUAUCGAGCGAGGAAUCUUUGUAGCUGGGUUAAGAGAAGAAAUUGUGGCCUCUGCUGAUCAAGUACUUGAACUUAUGGAGUUUGGAGAAUCUCAUCGUCAUAUUGGGGAGACGAAUAUGAAUGUUUAUAGUAGUAGGUCGCACACAAUAUUCCGCAUGAUUAUUGAGAGCAGGGAGAAAACUGAUGAUGCAGAAACGGAAUUCUCAUGUGAUGCAGUUCGUGUUUCUGUCUUGAAUUUGGUGGAUCUUGCCGGUUCAGAACGCGCUGCAAAGACUGGUGCAGAAGGCGUUAGGUUGAAGGAGGGCUCCCACAUCAAUAAAAGCCUAAUGACCUUAGGAACUGUCAUAAAGAAACUGAGUGAAGGUGCUGAGAGCCAAGGAGGUCAUGUCCCCUAUCGAGACAGCAAACUUACACGAAUUCUGCAACCUGCAUUGGGUGGAAAUGCUAAUACUGCUAUCAUAUGCAAUAUUACACUUGCACAGAUCCAUGCUGAUGAGACUAAAAGUAGUCUUCAGUUUGCUAGUAGGGCACUGCGUGUGACAAACUGUGCCCAUGUAAAUGAGAUAUUGACUGAUGCUGCAUUGCUAAAACGUCAGAAGAAAGAAAUUGAGGAACUUCGCGCCAAAUUGCAGGGUUUACACUCGGAACAUCUUGAAGAGGAAAUCCUGAAUCUGCGGAAUACAUUGCUAAAGAGUGAAUUGGAGAGAGAGAGAAUGGCUUUAGAGCUGGAGGAAGAAAAGAAAGCACAGGCUGAAAGGGAGAAGAGAUUGCAAGAGCAAGCCAAGAAAAUUGAAAAUUUGAGCUCUAUGGUAUUUUGUGCAAAUAGAGAAGAGACGAGUGUUGUCUACAAAAAGGCAAAAAGGCGAGAUACCUGGUGCCCUGGAAAUCUUUUGAGGAAGAAACUGAAGGAGUUAUCGUCUGUGGUAAAAGAGACCCCUUCUGAAGUGAAAUCAACAAGAGCAGAUUGCACAAUUGGUCCACUUCUUCCAUUCGAAGAGUUAGUUAAAGAAGCGAGUGCUGCUGAGUUGUGCAAACAAGAGCAAGAUUGUAAAAGGAGUGCUUCAGAAGACUGUACACUUCCUGAUCCAAAUGCACUGCUGCAUGUUACCAGUAGGAGAAAAGUUCCAGCCAGAACAAGAAGUUUACCUAUGGAGAGCAAUGACUUGACUGAAAUGCAAGCAGAAUAUGAAAAUUUGCUUUCAGAGUUUGAAACUUAUAGGACAAUGAGUGACAUUCAAAUUGAUUACUUAACAAGGAAGCUUGCUGAGGCUGAUCUUGUUGUGGAUGAGAAAUGCAGAGAAUGCACUGCAAGAAAUCCCAAUCCUCUGUCACAUCCAGAUGGAAAUAGAAGUUUGAAGGACUCGGAUGCUAUUCUUGUGAUCAAGCAACUUCAGGAGAAGAUUGCAAUCUUGGAGAUGGAGAAGUCCUCAAGCCAGCAAAAUUUAGAUUGUGUGUUUGACUUGGCAACUGAGCGGACCAAGUCUGCACAGGAGAAAUAUGAAAAGAUGUAUGAGGAACUUAUGCUUGCACAAGAAGAAGCAACUCUUGCUCGUGACACCCUUGCUUCUGUACAGUCUAGUGUGGAAGAAUCUGAUUGGAUGACCAGCCUAUUAACUGAAGCCCAGGAAAUAAAGCUGGAAUUUGAUAACUCAAGACAUCUUAUAGGGUCUCUCUCUUCGGUUGUGGACGAGCUUGUCCAUUUCUCUUCGACAUUGCCAAACCUGAUUCUUGACCUUAGGCCUUCUGCUGCCCAGAGUAUGGUUCAAAUAGAAUCGAUAUUUAGGAGCCAUGAGAUGAUACACUCUUGCUUGAGAAGCAAAGUUCGUGAGCUUGAGGAGGAUAAGCUUGUUCUUUGCAAUCAAGCUUCAGAGCUUCAUUGUAGGAUAGAAGAAUUAAAUUUAAAAGUUCAAAAUUCUACAAAUGCAUUCAUGGAACUCGAGGGUAGACAUGAAGCCGAAAAAUCUGAAUAUCUAUGUCAACUUCAAAUGCUCCAAAGGGAAAAUUCAUCCUUAUCAUCGUGUUCCUUGGCAAAGGAAAAGGAAAGUAUCAGAAAGGAUUUGGAGAAAACAAAAUUAAAGUUAAAAGAUAUGGAGUUCAAGCUAAAGAAUGCUAUUCAGGAGAGAACAAAACUUGAGGGUGAGAAGUCAUGUGCAGAAAGAGAACUUAAAAGACUGCAAAGCCAGAAGGCUAUGCUUGAACGUGAUAUGAGCAAACGUGAAUCUAUUAUUGGCAGAAGGCGUGAUUCAACAAUUGAUAGGAGCUCAAAUGUGUUUGAUCAGAAACAGACAAAGGGCUCUACUGCUUUGGCUGAACUGGAGGAGGAGUACAAGAAGCUGGAAGUAGUUGCUUUUGAGAUGGAGACUGUAAUUGGGGCAUUAGAAGACCAAUUGGCAAUAGCAAAUGGGGAAAAGGAUGCAGCCACUUCUAGAGCUGAGAGUUUGGCUUCUGAUUUGCAGGUGUUGUCCAAUGAGUUGCACUUGUCAAACUCAGAGUUGACACUGAAGGAAGAAGUUGUCAAUCUUAGAACAAGCUUGGAAGAAUACAGGUCCCAUGUGCAGGAAAUGGAAAGUUCUCUCAAAACUUUGACAGAAGAAAAGGAGGACUUGUCAAUGCAACUCACUGAAGCCCUUCUGACAAUGGAGGAGGAGAAAGCAAUAUGGUCAUCCAAGGAGAAAGCUUCUGUGGAAUUCAUUGGAGAAAAGGACAAACUAUACGCUGCUGAAAUUGCUUCAUUGUCUGAAAAAUUGUCACAGGCAAGAAACGAACUGGAGAUUUAUAGAAGAGAUUGCAUAGUUUCUGAGGAGUUGCCAAGAAGGUCGGAGGAAAAUGGUGCCUUGGAGAAGCAGUGCAGAUGCUUCAAGGAGAAGCCGUCAGAAGUCAACCUCAGCAGAAAUGAAGAAAGAGCUUCAGAUGACCAGAGCAAAAGAUCUCCAGAGAUUUUGAAUCUACGACCAGACUCUAAGUGCCAAAAUACAUGUGAAGAAAUCGAAAUUUUACAGUUGGAAUUGGGUGUUCUCCGAAAAGAAAGGGCAUAUUUGUUGGCCCAAGUUCAAGAAUUGGAACCAGUCCAGCUUUCUUCAACAGAUGACUCUCAGAUAUUGAAGUUGAAACAUGAACUAGAGCAGCAGAGUGAUAGACUUUCUAGUAUGGAAGACAAGAUGCGCAAUGACCAAGUUAGUAACAGCAAGGACAAGGCUAAGCUCAGAAUGAGACUCCGAGGCGCCCAAUCAAAACUGGAUACUUUUCGCGUUAGGUACCAUGAGUCGGUGGAUGAGUUAGAGUACAUGAACCGAAAAUUUGAGGAGGCUUCAUCGAAGCUGAAAAAGCAAUUAGCUUCAUAUGGUACUGAAGUCCUUAAUCUCAAGAAACAGCUUGCAGCUGUUAAAGGACAAUGAAAAAUCACCUUAAUUGUCCAGUAUAAGCUUACUCUUUCAUCUUUUGCCUUUCUUAUGAAGAAUUAUACUCUGUAUAUCUUGUGUACUUGAGAUUAUUAGUAAUGUAAUGCAAACAAUUAUUUGCUAGAUUUCUUU